Molecule: messenger RNA, 2284 nt
Organism: Brassica oleracea var. oleracea
Lineage: Eukaryota; Viridiplantae; Streptophyta; Magnoliopsida; Brassicales; Brassicaceae
Product: 3-oxoacyl-[acyl-carrier-protein] synthase II, chloroplastic
Exons: 14
Coding region: 293-1927 (544 amino acids)
Biological process (GO): fatty acid biosynthetic process
Cellular component (GO): chloroplast stroma
Molecular function (GO): 3-oxoacyl-[acyl-carrier-protein] synthase activity
Source: RefSeq, a predicted model, not a curated record
UGAGAUUUGGAAGUGUCGAUUUGAUAUAACUCUAUAAGCAAAGCAAGUGCUCUCUCUCGCUUGUAUGUAUGUAUCUUUUGACGUCUCCACGUACGAGUUUACGCAUCCAGACGCCUCGUUAGAGAGAAGAGAGAGAUCGAGAUCGAGAUCGAGAUCGAUUUCCUCCCUCUCUCUCUCGUGAAUCUCAUUUCCCCUUACCGCUAGAUUCUCUCUUCACCCUUUUCUCGCCCUUCCUUCUCCUCAUUAUUUUUUUGUCGUCUUCUGCUCUCUCACAGCACUCUUCUCUUUAGCUAUGGUGGGUGGUGCUGCGUCUUCUUCCUGUUACGCAUCUCCGCUAUGCACCUGGUUCGUCGCUGCUUGCAUGUCCGUCUCCCACGGCGGCGGAGAUUCCCGACAAGCCGUCUCCCUCAAAUCUACCGGGCGGAGUCGUCGAAGCAGACGACAGCUCACCAAAUGCUUGGCUCUUUCUGGAUCCGGUAGCGUUCAGGAGGCUCUCGUCACUACUUCCUUUGGGCCUUGCAAUCACUACAAUGCCUUGUCUUCUCUCUUCGGAUCGAACUCUGUUUCUCUCAAUCGAAACCAGAGGAGGUUGAAUCUGGCUGCUGCUAGUUCCGGUGGAGGAGCCAUGGCUGUUGCGAUGGAUAUGCAAAAGGAAGCCAAGGUUGACAACAAACCCCCUACGGAGCAGCGCCGUGUUGUGGUGACAGGCAUGGGAGUUGAAACAUCACUAGGUCAUGACCCAGACACCUUUUAUGAGAAUCUCCUACAAGGCAACAGUGGUAUUAGCCAGAUUGAGAAUUUUGAUUGUUCUGCUUUUCCCACGAGAAUUGCUGGAGAGAUCAAAUCCUUCUCAACUGAGGGGUGGGUUGCUCCGAAACUCUCAAAGAGGAUGGACAAGUUCAUGCUCUAUCUUCUCACUGCUGGCAAGAAGGCUUUGGUUGAUGGUGGGGUAACCGAAGAAGUAAUGGCAGAGUUUGACAAAGCCAAAUGCGGAGUCUUGAUUGGCUCUGCAAUGGGAGGCAUGAAGGUUUUUCAAGAUGCUAUUGAAGCUAUGAAGAUCUCUUACAAGAAGAUGAACCCUUUUUGUGUGCCUUUCGCCACAACAAACAUGGGUUCUGCUAUGCUUGCUUUGGAUCUGGGAUGGAUGGGGCCAAACUAUUCUAUCUCAACUGCUUGUGCAACAAGCAACUUUUGCAUUUUGAAUUCGGCAAACCACAUUAUUAAAGGGGAAGCUGAUGUAAUGCUCUGUGGUGGCUCGGAUUCAGUUAUUAUUCCAAUAGGGUUGGGAGGUUUUGUUGCAUGCCGUGCUCUUUCUCAAAGGAAUAAUGAUCCCACAAAAGCUUCUCGCCCUUGGGAUAGCAACCGAGAUGGUUUCGUGAUGGGAGAGGGAGCUGGAGUUUUGCUUUUGGAAGAGCUUGAACAUGCUAAGAAAAGAGGAGCAACAAUCUACGCAGAGUUCCUUGGUGGGAGUUUCACAUGUGAUGCCUAUCACAUGACCGAGCCUCGCCCUGAUGGUGCUGGUGUCAUUCUCUGUAUCGAGAGAGCAUUAGCUGAUGCUGGGAUUUCAAAGGAACAGAUCAACUAUAUAAAUGCACAUGCAACCUCAACACCAGCUGGAGAUCUUAAGGAGUACCAAGCCCUUGCUCACUGCUUUGGCCAAAAUCCUGAGAUAAAAGUAAAUUCCACAAAAUCUAUGAUUGGGCACUUGCUGGGAGCUGCUGGGGCCGUUGAAGCUGUCGCCACCGUGCAGGCAAUAAGGACCGGAUGGGUUCAUCCAAAUAUCAACCUCGAGAGUCCAGACAAUGGAGUGGAUACAAAUUUGCUGGUGGGUUCUGAGAAGGAGAGACUGGACAUUAAAGCAGCCUUGUCAAAUUCAUUCGGGUUUGGUGGGCACAACUCCAGCAUCAUUUUUGCUCCUUACAAGUGAAAGCACUCAUUGCCUGUACUCCAAACCUGGUUGUGUAACUUGCUGUAAGCGUUUACAAGAACUCCCCAUGUUAUGUUGUUGUGGGAAUCAACACAGUUUGUUAAACUACCAAGAGCUAAGCUAAGUUUCCUUAGGAUCAAGAUCCGAUUGUGCCAGAGAACUUGGACAAAGAGCAAACGUAGCAGAGUUUGGAUUUAGCUUCCGUGUGAUACCUUUCGAGUGGGAUCUUUGUAGCCUUUUUUUUUUGUAGUGUUUCAUUUCUAUUUGUUAAUCAUUACAAUCUGAAAAUUGCCAAACCAAUUCUCUGUUAAAUUUAGUAACUCUACACAGUUGUUAUCAAUGCUUCUUCUUAGCUUA